This is a messenger RNA of Cornus florida, 855 nucleotides long. RefSeq names its product desmethyl-deoxy-podophyllotoxin synthase-like. NCBI's taxonomy places the organism in Eukaryota, Viridiplantae, Streptophyta, Magnoliopsida, Cornales, Cornaceae. The record is from RefSeq and is a predicted model, not a curated record. Gene Ontology annotation, molecular function: oxidoreductase activity, acting on paired donors, with incorporation or reduction of molecular oxygen; heme binding; iron ion binding. The transcript has 3 exons.
AUGUCAUUCGGGAUAACCAAUAUUGAGCUUCCACUUGCGAAAUUAUUGUAUCAGUUUGACUGGAAGCUUCUUUAUGGAGAUAAUCCAGAAGAUCUAGACAUGACUGAAGUCUUUGGUGCAAUAGUUGACCCGACAGACGUUCUUCUAAGAGUUCAGGAGCAGGGUAAUCUUGAUAUCCCCUUAGAUAUGACAACCGUCAAAGCAGUUAUCUUGGACAUGUUCAUUGCCAGGGUCGAGACAUCAUCUACAACUUUAAUUUGGGCAAUGUCCAAAAUAUUGAAAAACCCAAGAGUUAUGGAAAAGGCACAAGCUGAGGUGAGACGUGUUGUAUGUCAAAAAAGAAAUAUUCUUAAUGAAGAUGACCUCUAUGACUUGAAUUACUUAAGGUUAGUUACCAAAGAAACUCUCAGAAUACACACUCCUGGUGCUCUAUUACUUCCGAGAGAGAGCAGAGAGAGAUGUGAAAUCAAUGGAUAUAAGAUACCUGCGAAAACCCAAGUCAUUGUUAAUGCAUGGGCAACUACUAGGGAUCCUAAAAAUUGGAGUGAUUCAGAGAGCUUUCAGCCAGAGAGAUUCCUUGACAGUUCAGUUGAUUACAAGGGGACUCAUUUUCAAUACACACCAUUUGGUGCUGGAAGGAGAAUAUGUCCUGGCAUGUCAUUCGGGAUAGCUAAUAUUGAGCUUCCACUUGCAAAUUUAUUGUAUUAGUUUGACUAGAAGCUUCCUGAUGGAGAGAAGCAAGAAGAUCUAGACAUGACUGAGGUAUUUGGUGCAGCAAUUGGCAGGAAAAGAGAUUUGUGUGUGAUUCCAAUUCCUUAUCAUCCUUUAGCUUAUGAUAUUAAAACAAGAAGGUAG